Orycteropus afer afer is the source of this 915-nucleotide messenger RNA. It is a transcript of the gene DIO3, whose product is annotated as iodothyronine deiodinase 3. The record is from RefSeq and is a predicted model, not a curated record. Gene Ontology annotation, molecular function: thyroxine 5'-deiodinase activity. The transcript has a single exon. NCBI's taxonomy places the organism in Eukaryota, Metazoa, Chordata, Mammalia, Tubulidentata, Orycteropodidae.
AUGCCGCGCCAGGCCACCCCGCCAACGUUGGCUGGAGCCGGUGGCGGGGCGCAAGGGGCCCGGGGGGCGGCGGCCACCAUGCUCCGCUCCCUGCUGCUUCACUCACUGCGGCUCUGCGCCCAGACGGCCUCGUGCCUCGUGCUCUUCCCGCGCUUCCUCGGCACCGCCUUCGUGCUGUGGCUCCUGGACUUCCUGUGCAUCCGCAAGCACUUCCUGGGCCGUCGCCGUCGGGGCCAGCACGAGCCCCAGGUGGAGCUCAACAGCGACGGCGAGGAGGUGCCCCCCGACGACCCGCCCAUCUGCGUGUCCGACGACAACCGCCUUUGCACCCUGGCGUCGCUCAAGGCUGUAUGGCAUGGCCAGAAAUUAGAUUUCUUCAAGCAGGCCCACGAGGGCGGCCCGGCACCCAACUCCGAGGUGGUCCUGCCCGAUGGCUUCCAGAGCCAGCGCAUCCUCGACUAUGCGCGAGGGAACCGCCCUCUGGUGCUCAAUUUCGGCAGCUGCACCUGACCCCCGUUUAUGGCGCGAAUGAGCGCCUUUCAGCGCCUAGUCACCAAGUACGGGCGCGACGUGGACUUCCUCAUCAUCUACAUCGAGGAAGCGCACCCCUCCGACGGCUGGGUCACCACAGACUCCCCCUACAGCAUUCCACAGCACCGAAGCCUGGAGGACCGCGUCAGCGCGGCACGGGUCCUGCAGCAAGGUGCGCCCAGCUGCGCGCUGGUCCUCGACACCAUGGCCAACUCCAGCAGCUCGGCCUAUGGCGCCUACUUCGAGCGCCUCUAUGUCAUACAGAAUGGCACAGUCAUGUUCCAGGGCGGCCGUGGGCCCGACGGCUACCAAGUGGCAGAGUUGCGCACCUGGCUGGAGCGCUAUGAUGAACAGCUGCACAGUGCUCAGCCCCGUCGCGUGUAA